AUGUCGACUCGCAACUUCAGCCAACCCAAGAGGCGCGGAUCCAACUCGAUGCUCCCUCCUCCCAAGACCUCCAAGAUGUCGGCGGAAGCGCCCGUCUUCCAGCCUCGCCCCAAGAUGGAGGAAGAGGACCCCGCCGUCGCCGCGAGCGCCGCUUCCGCCCCUAACCCUAGUGUCACGACGGGUGAGGGCGGCCAGAUCCACGGAGGUGCCAAGGAGAUCGACUCGGACACUCGCGAGAAGCUCAACGCUGCCGUUGCGGCCAGCCGUGUCACCCGUCCUCUGCCUUGCAGCAGGAGACCAGCCGCUGCCGCCAACAUGGUCCCUCAGGCGGCUACGACUGUCAAGACCGGAGAGGAGAAGGAGAACAGGCGUCGACUGAUCGUGGUUCUCAGCCAGGCUUGUCUCGAGGCGUACAAGAUCAACUCGUCGUCGUCCAAGGGCAAGGACGCGAAGUACGCUCUUCUGAACUGUGACGACCACCAGGGUAUCCUGGCCAAGACCGGCCGUGACAUUGCCGACGCGCGUCCGGAUAUUACUCACCAGUGUCUCCUUACGCUGCUCGACUCUCCCCUGAACAAGGCUGGCCUUCUUCAGGUGUACAUUCACACUGCCAAGGGCGUUCUCAUCGAGGUUAACCCCAGCGUCAGGAUACCGAGAACGUUCAAGCGUUUCUCUGGUCUCAUGGUCCAGCUUCUCCACAAGCUCAGCAUUCGUGGUGUCCAGGGCUCUGAGAAGCUUCUCCGUGUCAUCAAGAACCCCAUCACCGACCACCUGCCUACGAACACGAUCAAGCUCACCCUCUCCGGUGACGCGCCGACGGUCCGUCUCUCCCAGUUCCUCCCGACGUUGCCCGAGACGCAUUCGAUCUGUGUCUUCGUCGGAGCCAUGGCCCGUGGACCGGACAACUUCGCCGACCACUACGUUGACCAGAAGAUCUCCAUCUCAGAUUAUUCUCUGUCUGCCUCGGUCGCGUGCGGCAAGUUCUGCUGCGCCAUGGAGGAGCUUUGGGACAUUGUCUAA
Messenger RNA from Trichosporon asahii var. asahii CBS 2479, 1020 nucleotides. RefSeq names its product protein required for the maturation of the 18S rRNA and 40S ribosome production, Emg1p. Gene Ontology annotation, biological process: rRNA base methylation. Gene Ontology annotation, molecular function: rRNA (pseudouridine) methyltransferase activity; rRNA binding. The record is from RefSeq and is a predicted model, not a curated record. Gene Ontology annotation, cellular component: small-subunit processome; nucleolus. Bases 1 to 1020 code for a protein of 339 amino acids. The transcript has 3 exons. NCBI's taxonomy places the organism in Eukaryota, Fungi, Basidiomycota, Tremellomycetes, Trichosporonales, Trichosporonaceae.